Messenger RNA from Saprolegnia parasitica CBS 223.65, 1230 nucleotides. RefSeq lists its product as hypothetical. Lineage: Eukaryota; Oomycota; Saprolegniomycetes; Saprolegniales; Saprolegniaceae. The coding region runs from base 1 to 1230 and encodes 409 amino acids. The record is from RefSeq and is a predicted model, not a curated record. Gene Ontology annotation, biological process: pyruvate decarboxylation to acetyl-CoA. Gene Ontology annotation, cellular component: pyruvate dehydrogenase complex. Gene Ontology annotation, molecular function: dihydrolipoyllysine-residue acetyltransferase activity. The transcript is spliced from 4 exons.
AUGCGUGUGGUACAGAUCCUCCAGCGCAGCGGCCGCGUGCUCGGCGCCCGCUCCACCGUCGCCGCCCGCGCCUUCUCUUCCCUGCCCGACCAUGAGGUCGUCGGCCUCCCGGCCUUGUCCCCGACCAUGGAGAUGGGCACGAUCUCGGCGUGGUUGAAGAAGGAAGGCGACAAGAUCAGCGCCGGCGACGUCAUUUGCCAGGUCGAGACCGACAAGGCCGUCGUCGACUUUGAGGCCCAGGACGACUCGUACCUCGCCAAGAUUCUCAAGCCCGAGGGCACGGCCGACAUCAAGGUCGGCGAGCCCAUCUUUGUCACGGUCGACGAUGCCAGCUCGGUCGCUGCCUUGGCCACGUUUACGUCGGGCGUGACGCUCGCCGGUGUCUCGGGCUCGGGCCCGUUGGGCCGCAUCAUCCGCGCCGACGUUGAAGAGGCGCUUGCCCGCGUCCAGUCGCAGCCGGCGGUUGCCGCGCCGGUUGCGGCGGCGCCGGUCGCCGCCGUCGCCGCCCCGAUUGUCCAUCAUGGUGACUUUACGGACGUCCCGCUCUCGGCCAAGGCCCAGGCGUUCGCGGCGCAGUUGACGCAGCAGAAGCUUGACGUGCCCCACUACCACUUGACGAUCGACGUGACGCUCGACAAGCUUCUCUCGGCGCGCGACCUCUUGAACAAGACGCGUGGCGAGACCGACCAGCUCUCGGUCAACGACUUUAUCCUGCGCGCCGCGGCGCUCACGAUGAAGAAGAUCCCGGCCGCCAACUCGGCGUGGAUGGGCACGUUUGUGCGCCAGUUCCACAACGUCAACAUCAGCAUGAUGAUGUCGGUCGACGGCGGCGUCGUGGCGCCGGUCCUCCGCGACACGAACCUCAAGGGCCUCGAUGGUCUCAACGCCGAUGUGCGCGCCCUCGUCGAGAAGGUCACGAACGAGCACUCGGACUUGGCCGACGACGAUUUCGAGGGUGGUACCUUUACGAUCAGCAACGUUGGCAUGUACGACGUCAAGGCCCUCGCAGCCAUUGUGAGCCCCAACCAGGCGUGCUCGCUCGGCCUUGGCGUCAUCUCGAAGCGCGUCGUGCCCAACGACGACCCGGACGCGACCCAGAUCUACAAGUUUGCGACGCAGAUGACGGCGACGCUCGCCUGCGACCACCGUGUCAUUGAUGGCGCGACCGGCGCCCAGUGGCUCGCGUCGUUCAAGGAGCUCGUCGAAGACCCGCUGCGCAUGAUUCUCUAA